Helianthus annuus (common sunflower) is the source of this 1686-nucleotide messenger RNA. RefSeq names its product magnesium transporter MRS2-1. Gene Ontology annotation, molecular function: magnesium ion transmembrane transporter activity. Gene Ontology annotation, biological process: transmembrane transport; magnesium ion transport. Lineage: Eukaryota; Viridiplantae; Streptophyta; Magnoliopsida; Asterales; Asteraceae. The record is from RefSeq and is a predicted model, not a curated record. Bases 286 to 1575 code for a protein of 429 amino acids. Gene Ontology annotation, cellular component: membrane. The transcript is spliced from 7 exons.
GUAGAUAUACCAACUAAAGACGACGUCGUUUGAGGCAUGCAGGAACCCCACUAACGUAUUUGGGUCACCCGUGACGUGUCUCUAAGAUUCUGAUUUCUGAAUCGGUGUAUACACAUAGUUACAUACACUCCAAAAUUUGCUUUCAUCAUAAUUCACUCAUUGUGGAUGAAACAAGUGUUUUCUGUUGCAGGUUGUUUGAUUACGUCAUUUUAACUGCUGUGUUCGAAAUUCGGUUGACCGAAACCCUAAUUUGUACGUUUCGGAUGAAGCAAUUAGAUCUCACUAAUGGAAGACCUAAAAGAGCGUCUGCUACCGACAAAACCUGCGUCUGUGAUAAACCCUAGAGAUGUAAUAGGCCUGAAAAAACACGGUCAAGGUCUUCGAUCAUGGAUCCGAGUGGACGCUGCAACAGGGGAAUCCGAAGUUAUUGAAGUUGACAAAAACACAAUGAUGAGGAGAUGUGAUCUUCCUGCGCGCGAUCUUCGGUUACUUGAUCCGUUAUUUGUCUACCCGUCGACGAUUCUUGGCAGAGAGAAGGCUAUAGUUGUAAAUUUGGAGCAGAUUCGGUGUAUUAUAACGUCUGAUGAAGUUUUGCUUUUGAAUUCUCUUGAUAGUUAUGUGUUACAGUAUGUGGUGGAGUUGCAGCGUCGGUUAAAAGCUGCGGGGAAUGAUGAUGUUUGGCAAUCAGAAAGCUCGGAUUUUAGUAGAAGGAAAGGUGGUAGGAGUUUUAGGGGGGCGUUUGGAUGCAUAUCGCCUGAUUAUUUGCCGUUUGAGUUUAAGGCUUUAGAAGUUGCUCUUGAGGCUGCUUGUACGUUUUUGGACGCGCAGGCUGCAGAAUUAGAGAUUGAAGCGUAUCCGUUGCUAGAUGAACUUACAUCAAAGAUCAGUACUUCAAACUUGGAACGUGCUCGUAGAUUAAAAAGCAGACUAGUUGCAUUGACCCGAAGAGUUCAGAAGGUAAGAGAUGAGAUAGAGCAACUCAUGGACGAUGAUGGAGAUAUGGCUGAAAUGUAUUUAACUGAGAAGAAAAGGAAAAUGGAGUCAUCAUUCUAUGGUGGAGAUCAAUCUCUGGCAGGACACAGAUCAACGGACGGGAUUCAAUCUAUUUCUGCACCAAUUUCUCCGGUCUCUUCACCUCCAAAUGCUCGUAGGCUUGACCGAAAUUUGAGCCUUGCAAGGAGCAGGCAUGAAAGCCCAAAGAGUUCCGAGAGUGCUGCGGAAAAGAUUGACGAGCUGGAAAUGCUACUGGAAGCUUAUUUUAUCGUCGCUGAUAGCACUCUUAAUAAGCUUACAUCGCUGAAGGAAUACAUUGAUGAUACUGAAGAUUUCAUCAACAUUCAACUGGAUAAUGUUAGAAACCAACUUAUACAGUUUGAGCUGGUGCUAACGACAGCAACAUUUGUAGUUGCCAUGUUUGGGGUUGUAGCAGGGAUAUUCGGGAUGAAUUUUCAGAUACCUUUGUUUAAGGAUCCAUCGGCAUUCGAAUGGGUGCUUGUGAUCACCGGGAUUUCUGGCGCCAUUCUAUUCAGUUCGUUUUUGUGGUUUUUCAAGUACAAAAGAUUGAUGCCUUUGUGAAUGGUCAAUGAAAAUGAGGAGAUUUCUCUAGGUCUGACUUGUUAAUUAGAUUUUAAAAUGCGAAUUUAAUUAUUGAUGCAAAUGAAAUAAAGUGUGUUGAAUAUUAUUUUA